This is a messenger RNA of Striga hermonthica, 726 nucleotides long. The record is from the annotation of a GenBank genome assembly. Lineage: Eukaryota; Viridiplantae; Streptophyta; Magnoliopsida; Lamiales; Orobanchaceae.
AUGGGUUUGCUCACAAACAGAGUGGAGAAGAGUGAAAUUAAUCCAGGGGAUCAUAUCUACACUUACAGAGCAGUCUUUGCAUACUCUCAUCAUGGCAUCUUUGUGGGGUCGAACAAGGUGGUCCACUUCACCCGGGUCGAUACCUCGUCCUCUGGGCCGCAUGAGCCAAACACACAAUGCCUGACAUCGUCCCCGGACUGUGGCUUCAGACGGCCCCACAGUGGAGUCGUUCUCUCUUGUCUCGACUGCUUCCUCCGAGGUGGGUCCCUCUACGCCUUCGAGUACGGGGUAACUCCCUCAGCAUUCCUCGCCAAAAUCCGUGGCGGCACGUGCACCACCGCACCCUCCGACUCGCCCGGGGCCGCCAUCCACCGAGCCAUGUAUUUGCUCAGCAACGGCUUUGGGAAUUAUGACGUGUUCCUUAACAACUGUGAGGAUUUCGCCCUCUACUGCAAGACGAGCCUGCUGACAGUUGACAGGGCCGGGGUGGGGAGGAGCGGGCAGGCCUCGUCCGUGAUCGGGGCCCCGCUGGCCGCCCUGCUCUCGUCCCCACUCAAGCUGCUGAUGCCGGGCCCAGUUGGGGUGGCGGCAGCCACAGCCGGUGUGUACUGUGCCAGCCGCUACGCAACCGAUAUUGGGGUGCGGACAGACGUGGUGAAGGUGGCGGUGGAGGACCUGGCUGUGAACCUUGGGUGGGGAGACGAUGGCUUGAUCACCGUGGAUUAG